UUGGAGUGCAAAUAGUUCUGUCCCUGCUAGGGCUGAUGUCACUGAACCGAGUGCAUUUAGGAUGCUCAUUUCUCUAUUUGCUUCAUUUGGAAACAGAUAUAUGCAUAUAUAUUAUUAAUGGAUUCAAGGCGCUUUUCUUCCUAAGUAAUUUGGGUGUCUCUUUCCUCUGUUUUAGUCAAAUGUGGAAGAGUAGUUACUUAAUUAGUUGAGUUGGAGUCAAUAAAGUAGGCUGUAUACCAGUGCAGUCUGGAUGGGAAGCCUUUGCAACUGAUACCGUCCUCAGCAGCUGAGCAUCAGAGCGUUUCCUCCCCCAGCCUAAACUUGCAAAAUGACCACAUCCAGCAGGCAAAGCUCUUCUACAUCUAUGGUCAACAACGUGGCAAAAAUGUUUGAUCCAAAUGCUUUGCAAAGCCAGAGGUCUGAUAAUACAAUGGAGCCCCCGCAGAUUCGUCGUGUUGUAAGCAGUGAUGUCAGCACUGAAGGUUUUAAUGUCAUGGAUAUGAAGUUUGCCUUCCUUGAACAGAAAAUAGAUAAGCUGUUGAUGCUGCAAGACAAUGUGCUUAAGAAACUGAACAGCGUUUCCCAAGAAAUCUAUUGCAUUGAAAAAGAUAUCAAGAUUGUAAAAGCGGAGACAUCUGAGCCUGGAUUGAAAAUGGAAAGAAGCAAAAAUCUGAGAAAUAAUCACAUGAAGAGGCUUUGCCUUAAGAUGAAGAAAUCUCUUUCUGAUAUAAACAGGAAUGCAGAGCAGCAAGUUAAAAGACUGGAUGGACUGGAACAAAGCGUUUCUGCAAUACAGAAGCUUGUAGGGCCUCUGGCUGAGAAGGUUAAAGCAUUAAUAAUUCAUCAUUCAUGUGGAAAACAUCAUAUUCUGAAACGUAAGCUUUGCAAGGCAGGUGAUUAUACAAAAGCAGCUGGACAUGGUUUUGGGAUGCAGAUUUUCUCAGCGACAACAGCUGAUGCUCUGCUCAAGAAGAGGAGUGAAAAGGUCGUCAAAGAAAAGUUGCAUUUGAGUGAGACGGGAACAAAUUCGAUACAAGAGGAGGAACCACCAGAUUCAGCAGAGGGGGUCAUCCAGAACAGCCAGUCCUGUUGUCACGAAGAAGAAGUCGAUAAGCUCAACAAGGAAAAUGCUGAGAGGGAAAGUACUGUUCUGCUACAGAUGGAUCCUCCUGAAUCUCAUUCUGAAGAAACAGAGGAGAAAGAAGAAAUAGCUUUUGAAAGCUGCUACAGGAGAAGCUCAGUACAGGAAGAAGAUGAUGCUGUUGAUGAUGCUUGUCAAAGGAUAACUGGGCAGGAGAUAGAGAGGGAGUCAGCAGAUGAGGAGACGAAGGAGGAGCAACAGGUGCCUGGAGUUGAAGAACAAGAAGAGAGGAUGAAUGAAGGGGAGGGAGUUGAUAGUAAUAAUGAAAAAGAGGAUGAGGAGCCAUCAGCAUCUUCCCAAAAUGAAGAUGAGGCAGGACAAAGCCAUGAUCAAGAGGCACCGGAGGGAACGUGUAAAGGCUGUGGAAAAGAUGAUACUUCUACUCCACCAGCACCAUUUGAUCACCGGAUUGUUUCAGCCAAAACGGUGGGCAUCAGCAGUUAUUAUAAUGUCAACAGGAAUGAAAUCUUGGGAGGAGGACGAUUUGGUAUGGUACACAAAUGUGAAGAGAAAGCAACAGGUCUCAAGCUAGCAGCCAAAAUUAUAAAAGCCAGAGGAGAUAAAGAGAAGAAUGAAGUAAAGAAUGAAAUCAGUGUCAUGAACCAGUUGAAUCAUGUGAAUCUUAUCCAGCUCUAUGACGCCUUUGAGUCAAAAAAUGACAUUGUCCUAGUCAUGGAAUAUGUGGAAGGAGGUGAAUUAUUUGAUCGAAUAAUUGAUGAGAACUGCAAUUUGACAGAAAUGGAUACAAUCUCAUUCAUAAAACAGAUCUGCGAGGGAAUUCAGUACAUGCACCAGAUGUACAUCCUUCACUUGGAUCUAAAGCCUGAGAAUAUCCUGUGCGUGAACCGAUCUGCAAAUCAAAUAAAAAUUAUUGAUUUUGGAUUGGCAAGAAGAUAUAAACCCAGGGAAAAACUUCGAGUAAACUUUGGAACUCCUGAAUUUCUUGCUCCUGAAGUUGUGAAUUAUGAAUUUGUCUCCUUUCCUACAGACAUGUGGAGUGUAGGAGUCAUUGCUUACAUGCUCCUCAGUGGAUUGUCUCCUUUUUUGGGUGAUGAUGACAACGAGACUCUCAACAAUAUCCUGGCCUGCAGCUGGGAUUUUGAAGAUGAGGAGUUUCAAGAUGUUUCUGAGCAAGCCAAAGAUUUCAUCUCUAAGCUUCUCAUCAAGGAAAAAUGCUGGAGAAUAAGUGCAACUGCUGCCUUAAAACACCCAUGGUUAUCAGACCACAGGCUCCACUGCAGGCUCCAGAAAGUUAAAGGAGACUGUGAUUGCCGGGCACCUUCAGAUCCGUAAUCUCUGAAAGAGCUGCAAAACAGAAGAAAAGCUGCUGUGUGGUUACUGCUGCUAAGAGAUUGGAAAAUAUCAGCAGUCUUGGUGCUUUACCUCCCUGCCAUGACUGAGUCUUUUACUAAAUGGACCAACAGCACUUUCGCUGCAGGAUAAAUCCCAGAAUCUCUGAGCUGCUGCUUCUCUAUUCAGCUUUCAAAAGAAGGAGAGUAUUUUUCUAUUAAGAAGUUGUUUCUUCUGGAGCUCCAUGUUCUCCAUGUCCAGGAGUGCCACAUUUGCUCAGUUUCAUAACGUUUUUUCUAUUUUGUCCUCCACUCUCAUUUAAUUAUCAAAUGCUCCUUAAGGUUCAAAUUACCAGGUUAAGUUGUCUGUUUCUUGUCAGCCAAGAAGACAGCUUGGCACUUUGUUAUCUGUGUAGGCAAGGCUGUUUGACACUGGAAUCAAAUCAUAAAAACACACACACACACACAAAAACCAACCAAACAAACAGAAAACAAAAAAAGUCAAUUUAAAGCUGCAUAAUGUAGAAGAUUUGAAGUUUAUGAGCUAAGGAAUUGCUCAACUUAAAGCCAUGAUAAUUUAAUACCAAGAGAAGUGAGAAUUGAGGCUUUCCUUGCAGAUAGGCAAAUUUGCUACAACCAUAAUACAUUUUAUGAUUUUUUAGCCUGGUGAAUUACUGUUCAUUUUAAAUACACUUGGAUUAAUUCCAUGAGAAAGAAAAGAAGGCACUAUUCAGUCUUGCCCAAGCAGACUCUCUUCUCUGCUUUGCAAGUUAUUUUAACAGAAGCUGACUUCACACCAGUGACUUUCCUUAUUGCUAAGAACUGAUUAAGAGUAUUGGCAAAGAGGAGAGUCAGUCUUCUGCUCAUUAUAAGCCCUGUUUUUUCUAAAGAUUUCUUUUCUCUCUUUUUUAUCUUACUCCCAAGCCUUUCUAAGUAAGGAGUCAGAACAGCUGAAUUCUGAUACUGUUUGAAUAUGGUUCUUUAUUAAGUGAACCUCAGUCUUACUUGCUUAGGCUGUGAGGUUGGAAUGAGACUUAUACCCUGCUGUAUAUGACUGCCUGGUUUCAGAUCUACACACAUAGCAAGUAUUUUAUUCCAUGAUGCUGACAUAUUGCAGUGCCUUUAGUUUUUCUUUGAUUAAUCCAGUUCUGUUCAAACUACAGAUUAACAUAGUUAUCUCUAUAUAUUUAAUUAUAUAUUUCAUACAUGUUUAUAUUUAUGUCUUUUAUUAAAGGGGAUCAACAUGAAGACAAAACCGAACAGCAUUAUUCAUUACCACCCAAUGAAUUAUUUUCACACCUUUGUCCUUUCUGAAUAGCACUCACAAAUGAAAUAAAAGGGCCCACUAAUGGGACAUCGUGGCCAUGACAUUAUCUACAGCCAGUUCAAUCCAAUGUUUUAAAGCCAUUGUGGUAGAUCUAUUAAGACUGCUUCUGUAAGCCAAUUGGGCUUCUUACAGCUCUGAAAUCUGAGAAAUAUUGAUGUGUUGUAAUAGCUGUGAAUAGAUGAGAACCAUUACUACAAUCACACAGUGAUUUGCCAUGUAACUGUGAUACCACAUACAGCACUGCCACCUUAAAAUCCUUAUCUGUAGUCUUAACUGAAGUAAGCUUUGACUAGCAGAAAUGGAAGUUUUUCUGGGAAAGCAGCUCUUGAGCAGCCUCAAAGCAAGAAAACCAAAAUAUAACCUUUAGGUAGAAGCUAGGCUGCUUUAUCUUUAGUCACCAUUCAUGUUUCCCUGUGCAAAAUAAAUAGACAACCUACCUUUCUGUUAGGGCUGGAGUUCCCAUUCCUAUCUGACUACCUUCAAAAUACUGUUAGCUUUUGGUACAGUAAAAAAGUUAAUGAUCAGUCUCAAAUACAGCUGGCUAACUCUGGAAUGACAAGAUCUCAUUGCACACUUUACUGCCAGUAUUAAAGAUUUGGGGUUUUGUUUUUCCUGUGGUGGACAUUUACACGAGUACGAAUAAAUUGCAUGGCAUUUUGAAUCUCAUUAAGUGUACUAAAAACAACAGUGUGACUAUAGUCUUAUCUGCUUUGUUGUUCAGUUUAAUUAAGAGAAUUUAUCACUUGUGGAUCUGUUCAAGUGAGUUGUGUUUCAGAGCUUCAUGCCAUAAGGAUCAGCCCAUGUAGAGUCCAAUGUGCUGAGUUGGCCACUGAUACUCUGGAAGAUUAUUGAGAAACAUGGCCUCUGUUACACACAUCCACCAAGGUCAGCUGUACAGCUCUCAGUCAGAAAUACACAUGUGAACUAUUAGGAAGGAUGGAAGAGUUUGACACAUUUCAACUGUUUUGAGAAGGAAGACCCUUUCAAAAGGCAAGAGCUUAGGGCAGGGUACUUCUCUACUUCCCUGCUUGUGCAACCAGGCAGGGUGCUAAAAUAUUCAAGGGAUUUAUCUUUCAGUCUUACUAACAUGGAUAAUGAUGGUUGUAUUCUUGAGUCUUACCUAUAAGCUGCCCAACAUUUCAUCCUUGGAAUGGCUACUGUAGCAAAGGAUGAAUGGGACAGUUGGAGGAGGAUUGCUUGAGUGAGAGCCUGCAGUGAUUGAAGGCACUAUUUGGUUCCUGGCACAAGCACAGGCCUGCAGGUGUCCAGCUGAAGGGAAAACUCCCGAGCAUACUUCCUGCUACUGCCUCAAAAUCUCUAGAUUGGCAGCACUGAGAAAUGCCCAUUACUAAAACCAUUGUUGCUAUUAAGGAUACAAAAAAUUACACUGCAUAAUUAUCACUACAGCAGUGUGCCUGCAGUAAAUGCCUGUAGAUAUGCUUGUUCGUAGAUUUGCUGGCUGUUGCAAUUUUAGUCAAAUAAUACUUGACAUAGCUUCACUUUACUGUCUUUCUAAUUUUGUCUCAUUGCACUUUGAGCAGCUUGCUGUUCUGUGUAUGUUGUUGUGUUCCUUAAAUACAUCUAAAAAUAACUAAACGCUAUUAUAUUAAGUUAUUGUUUUGGCACAGCAUUAUUUAUUUUCUACUAGGUAAAAGUCAGUUGGGUUCUAUUAAUCCAACAGCAUCCAUGGGAGUUUGCUUAUUGAUCAUUUGUGUUGCAUGUUGGUUUAAGAUACUUUAUGUGGAAACUGUGAAUUACUGCGCUUGAGAGCUGGAAGCGAGAAGGGCACUUCAUUAUCUGUGGUUACUCCAUUUAGCCUUGUAUCCACAGACAGUCAGAGGUCACCAGGGAACAGAGCGAUAUUAGCAACAUCACUGGUAGCAGCAGGGAUAAAGCGUCAUGAUUGAGUUAGGAAAGCAGAAUUUCAUUUGCCUGACAUAUUUAAGAAUUAGGAUGCUGUUAUUCCUACUUAUGUACAUACAGCAGAGAGACUCAGCCAGAUAAAAUCUCAGUUUUACCCAGGAUACACUAGAGUAGUCUAACAUUAGCAUCAGAGUUACUAACAAGUCUAUUUGAUUCAAGGUGGAUGCCACUGGCUUUCCAACUCUUUUUACACAGUGAACAACCUGUAGGCUAUGAAACUGAUGAAAACAUAUACAACAGAAAUAUUUCCCUACUAUCGUAACCAUACUUGUGAGAACCUGAAGCCAGUCACUCCUGAGUACCCUCAAAGAGUACGCAGUUGGCAACCUGUGAAAUCUGGUCUGGAGUUAACAACAGAAGCUACUUCUUAGUUUCUUAGUUUCUUUUUUUUAUGUUCCUUCCAAUGUCAGAAUCUGAAUGAAGUGAAAGCCUAAGCUAAGCUCUUCCAUAAUUUGAUUCCUACCAGGAAUAACAGUGCAGCUCUACAGAAUUAAAUAAGGAAAAUUUUUGGUCCACAUUUUGAGAUGCAAGUAGCAUGGGAGCUCAGUUUAAUCUUCCAUCCUCACAGAAAACUACUGUAGGGAACCUGCUUUGGCAGGGGGGUUGGACUCGAUGAUCUCUGGAGGUCCCUUCCAACCCCUACAAUUCUGUGAUUCUGUGAUUCUGUGGAAAAAAAAAAAACCCAGAACACCUAAUUUGCCCUAGUCUUGACCAGUUAAAAUGAAGAGAAACUUAAUUUCUUAGCAGUUGAAGAAGUUCAGUGAAAAUACAUUUUUCUGGUGUGAUUAAAUUGCUGCAGUAAGUGUUGAGAUAUUUUAGCAUCUUUGGUUUUAUGCUGACAUUAUGAAUUACAGGCAGCCUCUUUCAGUAAAACUUCUCCCACCAGGAGGUGUUCUGCUCUUCUCCACCAAUAGGGAUCUGAAAACAUCCCAUUCCCUUCACGUGGCCCCACCAGUGAGCACGGCACUUUCCUGCUGGUGAACUCUUAAUAUGGGAUAAGAAUUGUAGUUCUGCUUAGUGCCAAAGACACAGCAGUGAUGACUGAGCACCGAUGCUCCAAACUCCUUCCUGCUUUCCAGGAGCAUGCUGCAUCUUCACGUACUACUUUUAUCAUCACCAAUAUAUACUUGUCCUCUUGUCUUGCGUGAAUAAAACUAAAUACUGCAUGAAUCCAUUUAGGGACAUUAGAUUCUUUCACCUUCCAUGAAGGCUUAAUAGCUGAACAACUAACUACCUGUCUAAAGUAUAAGUUGAAGACCUGUAGAGGUAAUGCUUUGUAAAUACGUUUUUAGCCACGUCAGUAGAGUUAGCAAGCACAUUCUGGUGUGGCAGAACUAAUAUUUGUGUACCCCACAGCAACUUCCCUUAGAAGACAGGCAUAUGACAACUAAAUCUCAAAGCACGGGGAUUUUCAUGCCAUCUUCCAUAUCUGGUUUUGUAGAUUAAGUCAUGUUUCUCUGGUACAUGUUCACUUGGAAAAACCUAAAGCAAUCUUGUAAACAGACAACAAGAAUAAACGCUGAUUUUGUUUACUAUA
Lagopus muta (rock ptarmigan) is the source of this 7217-nucleotide messenger RNA. It is a transcript of the gene MYLK4, whose product is annotated as myosin light chain kinase family member 4. The record is from RefSeq and is a predicted model, not a curated record. Gene Ontology annotation, cellular component: nucleus; cytoplasm. The transcript is spliced from 14 exons. NCBI's taxonomy places the organism in Eukaryota, Metazoa, Chordata, Aves, Galliformes, Phasianidae. Gene Ontology annotation, biological process: intracellular signal transduction; positive regulation of apoptotic process; protein phosphorylation. Bases 329 to 2434 code for a protein of 701 amino acids. Gene Ontology annotation, molecular function: protein serine/threonine kinase activity; ATP binding.